CAAUUCAUUCUUACAUAACUUUUCCUGUCGCCGUUCUGCGGUUGUCUUCUUCUGAGUUCUGACCUCCCAAAACCACGUCGACGAAUUAAGAUGAGAGUGACAAAGCAGACGCGCCAUCGUAAUGUUCUGCAGCAUUUGCUUGCCCGUCAAAUAACACCGGCUGUAUGUACUGCAGCUUGUUUUGGUUUUCAUAAGGUUCUAUGUGAUGGUAUGUUUAUGCACCAUUUGCUUGUCUAUAACAUGACACCCGCUGAUUAUGCUCUUCUCAAUACUCUUGGUGCUCCAGUGAAACUUUUCACUACCAGAUGUGUCGUUGAAGAGUUGAAGAGCGAAAAGUUGAAGAGACUCCUUUGGCGCACCUAUCCUAUGACACUCGAUGCAGCUAGUAGCCUUUUAACUGUAAGAUGUGAUCAUGAGAUACCCAUCGAUAGUGGAAGUUGCGUACUUGAAGUCAUUGGGAGAAACAAUCCGGAGAACUUUUAUGUUGCUUCACGGCAUCCUUAUGUACUGGAAGGGCUUCGGGAGAUAUAUGGAGUUUCUAUUAUAUAUCCAGUUAAGAAAGCUUUAUUUCUCGAACGAGUGACUGACGUAGAGAAAAAGAGGAAAUGCUCUGAUGAUGAAUGGUCUGAUUAUGAAUCGUCUGAUGAUGAAUUGUCUGAUGAAGGAGCAAGUGAAGAAGAGGAAGGUCAUGGCUUAGAGGUCCAGAAUGUGAAAAAAAGAAAAAAGAAUAGAAACCACCUUCAAUUUAAACGCCUUCGAUUUAAAAGAAAGAAGUCCAAGAACCUGAAUCCACUUUCUCUCAAGAAGAAGAAAAAGUCUUCAGCUGAAUCAGAAAAAAGGAAACCAAGAAAAAUGAUGGUGAGAACUAGAAAAAAGGAAUAAAAAGUAUUGGCCGAGAGGAGGGGAGUGGAUAGAGAUAUCUGGCAAUAAGGGACG
Molecule: messenger RNA, 936 nt
Organism: Ipomoea triloba (trilobed morning glory)
Lineage: Eukaryota; Viridiplantae; Streptophyta; Magnoliopsida; Solanales; Convolvulaceae
Exons: 7
Coding region: 91-882 (263 amino acids)
Cellular component (GO): small-subunit processome; nucleolus
Molecular function (GO): small ribosomal subunit rRNA binding
Source: RefSeq, a predicted model, not a curated record